Mesitornis unicolor (brown roatelo) is the source of this 552-nucleotide messenger RNA. It is a transcript of the gene RIT1, whose product is annotated as Ras-like without CAAX 1. The transcript has 4 exons. Gene Ontology annotation, cellular component: plasma membrane. NCBI's taxonomy places the organism in Eukaryota, Metazoa, Chordata, Aves, Mesitornithiformes, Mesitornithidae. Gene Ontology annotation, biological process: Ras protein signal transduction. Bases 1 to 552 code for a protein of 183 amino acids. Gene Ontology annotation, molecular function: calmodulin binding; GTPase activity; GDP binding. The record is from RefSeq and is a predicted model, not a curated record.
AUGACUAUGCAGUUCAUCAGUCACCGGUUUCCAGAGGACCAUGAUCCCACAAUUGAGGAUGCUUAUAAAAUACGAAUACGCAUUGACGAUGAGCCUGCCAAUCUGGAUAUCUUGGACACGGCAGGACAGGCGGAGUUUACAGCCAUGAGAGACCAGUACAUGAGGGCUGGCGAGGGAUUUAUCAUCUGUUACUCAAUCACAGACCGGCGCAGUUUCCAUGAAGUGCGGGAGUUCAAACAGCUCAUCUAUCGUGUUCGACGCACUGAUGACACUCCCGUGGUCCUGGUGGGAAAUAAAUCUGAUCUGACGCAACUACGGCAGGUCUCCAAAGAAGAAGGCUCUGCUUUAGCACGAGAAUUCAACUGCCCUUUUUUUGAAACUUCAGCUGCAUACCGUUACUAUAUUGAUGAUGUAUUUCAUGCUCUUGUGCGAGAAAUCCGCAGGAAAGAAAAAGAAGCAGUAAUGGCAAUGGGAAAAAAAUCAAAACCUAAAAGCAGCAUGUGGAAAAGACUGAAGUCACCGUUUAGAAGGAAGAAGGAUUCAGUCACUUGA